Thalassophryne amazonica is the source of this 5269-nucleotide messenger RNA. RefSeq names its product TEA domain family member 1b (gene tead1b). The transcript is spliced from 15 exons. Bases 592 to 1893 code for a protein of 433 amino acids. Gene Ontology annotation, biological process: regulation of transcription by RNA polymerase II; embryonic organ development; hippo signaling. Lineage: Eukaryota; Metazoa; Chordata; Actinopteri; Batrachoidiformes; Batrachoididae. The record is from RefSeq and is a predicted model, not a curated record. Gene Ontology annotation, molecular function: RNA polymerase II cis-regulatory region sequence-specific DNA binding; DNA-binding transcription factor activity, RNA polymerase II-specific. Gene Ontology annotation, cellular component: transcription regulator complex.
UUGUUACACAGGUGGUGGAGCUGGAUUAACAUCAUCGCGGCUGUGAAGCCGGGAAGUCUGAGUCAGGCCGAGGUCCCUGAAGGCCACAGUUCCCGGGAUGUUCCCACCCUGUCCCUCGCGCUGGGCUCCGGAUGACGCCACCUCUGGCUCCGCCCCUCCUUAAACUCGCUCUUUGCGUUCAUUUCAUUCCUCUUCUCAUUCCGAGCAUUCUUCGCAUCUCUGUCAGUGCGCGAAGCCAGUCACCGACACCUUCCUGGCUGGCCCAGAAACACCAGAAUUACUUGACAUAGUAUUUAAAAAAAAAAGAAAAAAAAAUACCCUGUAAUCUCACAUUAGCAGAAAGGGACAUUUUUACAUGAGAUAUCAAUAACGAGUUGCUUCAGCCUGGAGUUGGACGUUUCACCGGAACAGCUCGAAAACACGGUGGAGAGACUUGUUGCUUCGACACGUUUGACGGCGCGUUUUUAACCGCAAAACAACUUGUGUGAACUCUAGGUCUUUCCCUAGUCUGCUCCAGGCUUAAGCUUGGAGAUCGCAGCCGCCACGAUUGAUCCGAGCAGCUGGAGCGGCAGCGAGAGCCCUGCCGAGGACAUGGAGAGGAUGAGCGACUCUGCAGAGAAACCCAUGGACAAUGAUGCUGAGGGAGUGUGGAGUCCUGACAUUGAACAGAGCUUCCAGGAGGCCCUGGCCAUCUAUCCUCCUUGUGGACGCAGGAAAAUCAUCCUCUCUGAUGAGGGAAAGAUGUAUGGUCGAAACGAGCUGAUCGCCAGAUACAUAAAGCUGCGCACUGGAAAAACGAGGACUCGGAAACAGGUGUCUAGUCACAUACAGGUCUUAGCAAGAAAGAAAGUUCGAGAAAUCCAAGCUGCCAUUAAGGUGUCUAGUCACAUUCAGGUUCUUGCCAGAAGGAAAUCUCGUGAAUUUCAUUCCAAGCUAAAGGUUACAAGCAUGGACCAAGCCGUGAAGGACAAAGCCCUCCAGAGCAUGGCCUCCAUGUCCUCCGCUCAGAUAGUCUCCGCUACUGCGAUUCACAACAAACUCGGGCUGCCAGGCAUCCCGCGCCCAGCCUUCUCUGAAGCAGGGUUGUGGCAGGGAAUGAUAUCCACUGGUCAGCCAGGACCAUCACAAGACAUUAAGCCUUUCACCCAGCAAGCCUAUCCUAUCCAGCCAGCAGUCACAUCAGCCAUUUCAAACUAUGAGCCAGCCCAACCUCCCACAGCACCAGCAUGGCAGGGCCGCUCGAUUGGUACGUCUAAACUCAGAUUAGUGGAGUUCUCCGCUUUCCUUGAGCAACAGAGAGAUUCAGACACAUACAACAAGCACCUCUUUGUACAUAUCGGAGAGACAAAUCAUUCCUACAGUGAUGCCCUGCUGGAGUCAGUGGACAUUCGACAGAUUUAUGACAAAUUCCCAGAAAAGAAGGGUGGAUUGAAGGAGCUGUAUGGCAAAGGGCCACAGAAUUCAUUCUUUCUCAUAAAAUUCUGGGCUGAUUUAAACUGCAACAUUCAAGAUGAUUCUGGGUCCUUCUAUGGCGUCAAGAGUCAGUAUGAGAGCUCAGAGAACAUGACCAUCAUGUGUUCCACAAAGGUCUGUUCUUUUGGCAAACAAGUGGUUGAAAAAGUGGAGAUUGAGUAUGCACGGUUUGAGAACGGGCGUUUUGUCUAUCGGAUAAACCGGUCGCCCAUGUGUGAAUACAUGAUCAACUUCAUCCAUAAAUUAAAACAUCUGCCAGAGAAAUAUAUGAUGAACAGUGUGCUGGAGAACUUCACUAUCUUGUUGGUGGUGACGAACAGGGACACACAGGAGACUCUGCUGUGUAUGGCAUGCGUGUUUGAAGUUUCAAACAGUGAGCACGGUGCCCAGCAUCACAUUUACAGACUGGUAAAGGAAUGAACGUCCCACAGUCCUCUUUUUUUCCUCCCCACUGACUUUCCAACCUCAAAACAAGUGGCAGUGCCUCUGCGUAAAAUUCACACGUGCAAAUGCUUUGUGUUCAUGGUUUUGGGUGAUGUUAGUUGUUAUAAGUUUCAGUGUGUGUUUUACAAAUGCAGCUGUGAAUUGCGGUACAGUUGUUUUAUGUUUAAAAAAGGUAUUCUCUCUUUUUUUAAAUGUACUGAGUUGGUGUUUGUUGGAUGUACUCAUGUAGUCGUUCAUAAAGAAUUUACUAGAUUAAUUUGUUUAACAGAAUUAUGUAUGUUGUCUCCUUUAUUACAUACAGUAAGAAGAAAAAAGGAUGCUGGUCUGUCCUACCUGUGGCCGGAUGUGGUCUCUGUAAUAUGUUUGUGUUUUGUAUGUCUGUUAUUCAUAAUUUGUCAACAUACAUGCUCUUGAUGUACAGACGUACACCCUCAGCCAGUAGAGGUUCCAAAGAAACGAAACACAACACUAUAAAGAGCUGCUUAAAGCAAACGUACGGAGUUAAUUUUGUCUCUUGACAGAACGCUGUGUUUAAGAAAACCUUAUAGGAAGGUGACAAAAAUGAACAAUGUGAGUGUUCGUUACAAAUGAAAAUCUGCUCAACAGCACCCCCUGUACGCCAAACUGAUUCAUGCAUGUAAAUCAUUACUGUUCAAACAUCAUGUCACAUCCAAAACCAUGAGCUUUUUGUUUUGUUUAAACAAAAGUACAAACAAUCAGGGGGUCCAAUCUCACACUGGGAUUUUUUUCCCUUUAACUUAAAAGAUUAUGUUGCUGAGCUUGAACCGUUUUCUCACUCUGAAGCACUCUCAAAUGGUUGUGUGACUAAAUUAAUUCCAUGCUAGAGAUCGUGGAUGUGAAUAUUGUCAAAUUAGUACUGUUUUGGGUUUUUUUUUUUUUUUGGCUGUUAUUUUCUUGAAUAUAUAAACCAGUUUAAGCACUCCAGGUCUUACACUAACAGAUCAAUGAUUGCACUGUGAAGAUAUUACAAACUCAGACUUACUGCCUGUGUCGGCAGCUUUGUGCCGCAAACUGCUUCUGUAACACAACUUUCAGCUUGUCGAAAAGCACUUUUACCCCUUCUGGACUUGCCUUAGUGAAACUUAUAUUUUCUGUUUGAUCUGUGACAUUUAGAACAGGAGUCAAAAAUGAUGACAGCACAGACAUUGUUAAGUAUGCUGUGGCUUUCUCCCUGAAUGAUAACAUCUUAGUUUUAGUUUUUUUUUAUUAUUAUUAUUAUUGUCACUCUGGGUAUUGCAGUGUAAACUCUUAAAAUGCCUGAGUGUUGCUGCCUUUAUGCUCACAGUAUGUUCACAUGUUUCUGUGGCCUUAAACAUGUCAUAAUCGUGAGAACUCCCAAAACAUGCCACUAAAACUGUGACUUUAAUUUUUGCAUUGUGUGAGAAAUUCACAACGCAAUCUGCCAAAGUGUAAGUGUACAGUGCCUUAGGAUAUAUUCGUCAUGACCCUUUGGGUUAACUCUAAAAUCAGUUUUGCAGAACAAACAAAAAAAAAAGGUGUAUCAUUUGUUGUAAUUGUUCCAAUCCAAGCAAUGCAGUUCCCUUUUUUCUUUGAAAGGCCAUACACUUAUGUUAAAUUAAGUUUGCAACUGUUUUAGCUCUGAAACAGUUUUAAAAUUUUAAUACAAGUUGUCUCUAACUUGGUAAUGUAUUAAUAAAAUAUCAUCUUUUUUGUUAGUGUGCAAUCUGUACACAGAUCGAUUGCCUUUCCUGCUGUAAAAGACCAAAAAUACAAAGAUACAGUCAAUGUCAUGUCCUGCGUGGUAGCAAGGAAGUGCCUUUGGUUUUUAAAAAAGUUCCAGCAUCAAAGAGAUCAGACAGAAUUUAAAAAUGAAAUGUUGCUAAACCAAAAAUAUAAAUAAAAAAUAAAUAAAUAAAAAACUAAAGUGACACAGAAGUGAAACCAGUCACCACAUUGCCUUUUUAAAGGUUUAAAGAAAGUAUGAAACCUGGAUAUUAAAAAAGAGCAAAUAAAUAAAUAAUAUAUACUAAUUUUAAUUGCAAAUUGAGUUUAAAAUUAUGUAUUUGAAGAACAAAAUGAGUGAAUUGUUAGAGACGUAAAGACCUGCUGAUAUGUACAGCCGCUGACUGCAUGCAGGACUGCAACUGUUAAAAACUGCAGCUGUCUUAAUGUUUUGUGUGCACUUGCAGGUACAAGUGUUUGUAAAAGGGUUCAGAAACAUUGUGGUUUCCUCUUUCCCAGGACCACGUACUCACGUGGCGAGACGGCUGCAGACAUGUUACAGUUUCACAGGGAUGCCUUUGAUAGGUGAUGGCCAAGCAGAAAGCAGGCGCGGCUUUCCAUGUUUACCUUUCACAACACAAAGUGGCAGAAAAUACAUUUGAUAGUACAAUCAGACAUACAGUACUAAUGCAGAAUCCUUAUAAUGUAUUUUCAUGAAGAGAAUAUUUAUACACAAAGUCUUUGUUGAAGGUACAAGUGAAAACACAAUCUGAAUUUGAUUCUAAAACCAUGGAUUUUCAGUAAAGUGCUAGUGUGAACAAGGCCGUAAGGGUUAAUACUUAUCGUCACGACCGCAGCUUCACAAGCAUUUAAUAUUUCUUACAAAUCUAUAAUUAUCCGAAGUAUUUUAAUUUUGAUUGUGGACAAUAUCUCUGGUGGAUGCAGAUAAAGUUUAAUUGUUCAGUAUUUAGCCACAGUCCUGUGGACUUCUAAUGGGCUUUUCUUAUGUUUACCCCAUGUAUCUGUUCACAUGUAUUAAUUACUUAGAUGUUCCUGUUUUAUUAUUGUAUUUGUGCACAGCAUUUUGUGAUUGUCUGUAUAUUACUAGCCCUAUGAGAUGGUAAUGUUACUGCUGCACGCCUGGUGCACUUUGACUUUUGGACACUAAAACAGCAGGACUGGUGCUUUUGGUGGCAUGAAUGAUGGAUCAGAACAUUCUGUUGAAUAUUAAUAGUAACAGCUAAGUCAAGAUAUCAUGCUGCAAACAUAUCGUCAGUUUAGACCUUAUUUGUAAUUUUGUCAAAGAGUAGGUACUUGUACCUAUUUUGGCUUUAAUGGGACACUAAGUGCACAGUUUAUCAAACACAUGUUUGGGUUUUGUGUGCAGACUGUUUUGUAAAAAGGUGCUUUGUGUGUAAAAUUAUAUCUUGGCUUUUCUUGUUACAGACAUGUGAUAUCUUUUCAUAUCCAUCACAGCAAAAUUUUGGAGCACAAGAGAGAAAAGUGAGCUAAUUGUGUUCUGUAUAUGGUCUUGUCUUUGCUCCGUAAACAUUAUGGCGCCUUCAUAAUGAUGAUAGUAGAUAUUUUGUAGCUUUCUAGAUACUUUCUAUGUAUGCAACAUUGAAGUUAAAUAAAUCUCAGAAAAUAU